This is a messenger RNA of Xyrichtys novacula (pearly razorfish), 8640 nucleotides long. NCBI's taxonomy places the organism in Eukaryota, Metazoa, Chordata, Actinopteri, Labriformes, Labridae. The record is from the annotation of a GenBank genome assembly.
AGCGAGCUCUGCUCUCUUCUCGUCCAGCAUGGCCGCGCUGUAUGAGGGAUACACGUUGUGCGGGCUUGUUCCAGCUCAAAAUCAGUUAUAUUCAGGAAUUCAGGGGGUCGAAGAGGAGAGAGACAGCGACCAUGUCGUCGUCACCGACUCAACCCGAUCUGUUACGUUGUAUAAGGUAACAUUAAACGCUUGUUUGGAGGAGGAUCCGCUAACCUGGGCUCUAUGACCUGCUUGACUCGUGUUGGCAUCCGUGUAGCAUCAGUGACAUAAACCACGAGAAAAGACAAGAUUAGAGUAACAUCAUAACUAGCUUUGGAAUUGUGUUCCAUAAUUUUCACUGCUAAAAAUGUUAUGAAAGUGUGGCACAGGUCGAAAUAGUCUUGUUGGUCAAAACAAGCAAAUGUUAGCUUACACUCGCUGUAUUCAUAACACACGCGCAUGUUGCUUUUUAUUACGUGCAUGAACAUUUAAGUUGAUUAGAUUUUGCCUUAAAAUACAGAAGAAACAGAACAUCUUUUUAGUUUUGGCUUAUUUCUUUAGCAAAGAACUUAAACACAACUCACCAUCUCUUCCAGCAGCCACUUGUUUGUACGGACGAGUUCAUCGACUUCAGCGGUGCGACGCAGCUCAAGGAAGAACAUUUAUGAUCAUUACUUCAUGGAAAUGCAAUCAGACCGAGACGCUAAGGCAGAAGAACUACCGCAUCUGCAGUGCAAAAUGAUUAAUAUGAUUAUAACUUAAAGGAAAUGAUAAAGUAAUGAUUAUAAAUGUUCUUCCUUGAGCUGCGUCACCCCACUGCAGUCGAUGGACUUGCCUGGAGGUCUCUGUACAAACAAGCGGCUGCUGGAAGAGAGUGGGUGAGUUGUGUUUGGUCUCUUUGCAAGACGCUGAGAUUGGAUUGAGGCCUGGUUUGGAUUUUGGGGUGCUGGAAUCGGGGUCUCAGGAUUGUUUUAGUAGUUUUUUUUUACUCUUUUCAUUGCAUUAAUUUUAGUCUUUCCACUGUGAAUGCAUUGCACAUGUAUUUAUUAUGUAGUUGUUCAUUUAUUGCUGAUUUGUGGUGCUGAAAGGGGAAUGUUUGGACUAUGAAUGUCUGGAAAUUGUCUGUUCCUGAUUGUUGUUUGUUCCUUAAUUUAACAACAAGGUGGGUUACUGUGAACUGAAUUUCCCUUCGGGAUUAAUAAAGUUGUCUGAAUAUGAAUCUGAAUCUGAAUCUAAAUCUAAAUCUAAAUCCAAAGAAAUUAGGCAAAGAUAAAAAGAUGUUUGGUGGCUAGUACUAUGGCUAGGACCCCAUAUGUACUGUUGAUGAAGUGAGGUGCUGUUCUGAACAUUAUUUGUGACUAUAGAGUGGCGUUUUGGUCGAGCGCGUGGCUCUCUGUAUUGCCAUCUGCGGCUGUUACUGAAGUUGGUAUAACUAGAGAAGCAAGCGGUCGGCAACAUUCAUCUCUCAAUGGGGUGUCUGAACUUAGGUGUUACGGUGUGUUUGACCCUAACUUAAUUUUACACCGGAAUAUCUCUUUAAUAACAAGCAAAUUUAUUUGCUUGGAUGCCCAGAUGUCCAUAAUCUAGUGGCUGGCCAAUGUAAUUGUUGGCUUAGUUUUAAAUACACCUAAAGCAAAACUUGACCACCACUGGUUACCUGUAAAUAUCGAGGUUCAUCAUCUUUUGUCUUAUUUGUGUUUUGGUUCUGACAGGUUUCUGACCAGAAGCCGCUGAGCAACUGGACAGUGAAACAAGGACAGACUCUGACCUGUCCAGCAGUCUACAACGCAGAGACGCAGGAGUAUGUGACAGUAUCGGACAGCAAGGUAGACUUUCAGUCAUUCCAGUACUAUCACACAGGUCUUUAUGGAAGAGACACUAGUGAUUGCUUUGGCUGCAACACCACCUGUACAAAUAUAAUUGUAAUAACAACAAUAAUAUUAAGGCAGUUGCUUGUCCGACUGUUGCAAAACAAUAUAUGCCUCUGAUUUGUCUUUAAGGUGAUCAGGAUUUGGAAGGAAGAUGACAUACACUUGGAUAAGACAUUCAAAGCAACUGUAAGUACUGAUCAAGAUGAGAUAUGACUGUUGUAUCCAGCUGUAGAAGCAGCUUUAUCUGUCUUUGUCUUUUAUUUUGCAACCAAGUGUUCAUGGAGCAUUUACAGUUUCUGUUCAUUCUGUCCACAGGUGUCAUCAGAUGUUUGGAGAGUUCACUCUGCACCAGGAGGGGAGCCUGUGGUCUUGUUUCAAAGAGGGGCUGUGAGGCUUUUGGACUCUCUCUUGUCUGCUCCUCAGCAGCCCAUCGAGGAAGUUCUUUCUCAAGAAGAAACGAUAAGGUAAUCAUCGCUUCUCCCUCAUGGUUUAUGCAUAUUAAGAUACCUGCCAUGUUUGAUGUCAUUACAUCCCAUUUUGAAAGGAUCUAUUUUUUAAUGCAACAUGUUUGAUGAGUUCUUAUUUUGUCUUCAGGUGGAGCACCUUCAUAAGGGCAGAGUCACAACAACUUGUCAUCUUCACAACUGAACAGGUAACAUCACUUUAAUUGUUUGAACUGUGACAACAACCUGUUUAGUUUGAUAAAUUAAUGUUUUAGUUUUACUGUGCUCAAACCACAAUAACAAGCUGUAAAGGUGUGUCAGGGCAUGCUAACAUGCUUGCACUGAAAUGUGUUUGAAUAAUCAGUUUUAAGACCUAGACUAAAAUAAAAUGAUUUUUUUCUGUAACUGUUUUCACAACUGAAUCAUUUUAUUUGUUAUUUCUAAAAGACCUUAUCAUCUUGAAUGGAUGUCUUUUCACAGAAAGGGGAUAGUUUCCUGUACCUGCAGAGACUGAACCCUAACACCCUACAAAAGUACCGACUGGAGAGAGAGGAGCCUGGUCUGUCCCCGCUCAGCUUCUCCGCAUCCUACAGAGACAAACAGAUCGGACUGCUUUAUCUCUGUAAGCCUUGACUUCCUGUAAAUGCAUCUAUCGUGUCCGUACCUGACUGUAAGAGCUAAUUUUAAAAAGAGCUCAUCUCAGUCAAGUACAGCUAGAAGUAAAGGAUCCUGGUUGUGAAUGCAGGUGGAACGCCUGCUUAUGGCCACAGUGAGGAUUUUAGAAAAUCUGAGGGUGUUUUUAUUCACUUUCUCUUUUUGUGUCUUUCAUACAGACCCUAAUGGCCAUGUGUACCAGAGUGUGGUCUCUGUUCGAGGUCUGGGGGCUGAAGAGGGGAGCCAGGCUCUUUCGCUGCCCCGCAGUCUGCUGCUCUUACUCCCUGUUGGUGAGGGUCUGCUGAAGGCAGCAUCAGCCCUGGUCCUGGAUGAAGCCCACGUGGCUCUUGUAGGGGUUCCACAUCCAUCUGCUGGAGCUGGUAAAGGUAAAUGCUGAACUACAACAAGGCCUUAGAUCAGGUACCUAAAUGCUCAGGCAUCAAUGUGUCAGGGUUUUCUGGAGUAACUGCUACCUUUACAUUCUGGAAAUCUUCUCAAAAUACCAUUGAUUUAACGUCUUUUGGGCUUUGUUUUCUGAAGGAGCACAUGAGGUGCUAACUUGCAGGAAUGUUGCUCCAGUGUCUAAUGAGAGAGGAUGUGUGUUUGCUCCACUUUUCAGACUUUCUUUGCAUCUGGAAUACCAAUUUCCAGACACUCCAGGCAGGAAAAGAGAUGGCGGGUAAAAUCUACGGCCAGGUGGGACAUGUUUCUUGUUUAUGACCAGAGAGUGAUAUUUAACCAUGCAAGCAACAUGGCUCAGGGGCUUAUACAGGACAUCCACUGGUGUGUGCUGCUGAGUUUGAAAGAAUGCAUGAUCCCCCUCUCUCCUGUCCCCACUCAGGCUCAAUCAUUAAUAAGUUAAUAUCUGCAGGCCAAGGUUCCCUGUCCUUCCAGCUGCUGGGUGCUGAUGGAGGACUGUAUGACUUUGGUAGAGCAUAAUGUCUGCCCUCCACUGUGACAGGGCUUACUGUCCCUCCUCACAACUUAACUGCAGUUUACAAUCUGAACUCUGAUUCAUUUAUAGACCUGUUGUGCUCUCCAGAUUAUCACCAUUAACAUGCGUCAUUUAUUCAUGUUUGGAUUUGUUUUCUUCUUUUUCCCUGGUCUAGCUUUGGAGUUUUUCCAAUAAGUUAUUCAUCCCACAUGGAAAAACACUCUCUGUUAUUCCAUAUGAGUGCCCCAAAUCUUGCCUGGCCUCUGCGCUGGGCAAACUAAGGCAGGCAAAAAGUGAAGGUGAGAUCCUUUGCAGUGUUACACAAUGAUAACUUUGAGCAGAUGCAUAAGAUAACCACCAUACUUUAAAAUAAUAAACAUAAAGAAGCUACAGGAAGAUUGUGAGAACUACAAAUUCACUCAUUUGUCAGGUUUAUAGUUCGGCUGCAUAAAUUCGCAUGUUUGCUCAUAAUAUAUAUUUUUUUACAGAGUCCAGAGCUCCAGCCUCUGUACCUUCAUGGAACAGUCUUCUGCAUGGAGAGAAAGCUCAGCCCUCUAGGGCAGUGGAGACCAGGAAGACUGUAAGUUCUGUCAUCUGUUGAGCUUUAUUGAUGGAGAGCUUGACUAGGGCCGAAAUCACACUCUCUGCACACAGCGUUUUCCAGACCAACAGUGUAUAAACAAAUUAUUUUCAUGUUGCUAAUUAGCACUUUUGCACCUACCUGCUGCCUGAAAUCUUUUCAACUGGUGAAUUACUUGCAGACUUUCAAACUAUCUGCUUUGCUGGGGAAUGCGCAUAUGAGGCAGCUAUUGUAUUUUACAUUUCUUAUUUUUCAGGUUAUAUAUAAAAUAUUAUUUUUAUUUGUAGUACACUGUAGGGCUGGGCGAUAUGGCCUCAAAUCAAUAUCACUGUAUAUUGAGCAGUUCACCCCGAUAACGAUAAAUGGACGAUAACUACUCCACAAGCUGCUCACCCCCUCCCACAUUAACUUUGUCUACUUCAGCCGCAACAACUUUUGAACCGUCCUCCAUCUCCUCACCUGUCUUUCCCUCUUUGUUACGGACUGGAUGGAGUGGAGUCACAUCUCUGAUGUAGGACAGCGUCUUAAAGGGACAUGAAACCAUAACCUACCUACACUCAUCCAAAACCAACUUUUAUUUAUUUAAUUUUUGACACAGAAUAUAUUGACAUGGGCAAAAUGACGUCAAUUAUUGACGUAAAUUUCAGUAUCAGUAAAUUUUCGGUUUAUCGCCCAGCCCUAGUUCACUGUAUUUAGAAGUCUGUUGGGUGAAAUUAAUCCUCACAGUUUCUUAAAGUACUGAUCAGACACACAUUGAUACCAGAACGAUAAGAGCAGUAGGACUCUGCCUCUUUGUAAACAUAGCUGUAUCUGCACCUUGUUAAAAGUAUCCUGUAUUAAUUGGAAGUUUAUGCUUCUGUGUAUUUCUGAAUCUCUUGUACCUGAAGUGGUUUUGCUCUUGUCAUUGUCAUUCAUCAUAUUUUUUUCUCCACUAAUGAAAUAGAGAACAACUCGAAAGACUCAAUCAACACCCAGUUUAACUAUUGACCAAGUUCUGGAACUCAUCACGGUAAAACUUUGAUAUUUUUAUGACUCUCUGGCAAAUGGGAAAAUUCCUGUCCUAUGAUUUAUAUCCUUAUAUUGACAUCACAUUUAAAUUCCAUCAUGCAGACGGCUCCAGUAGAAGAGGUCCAGAAGGAGGUGGAUGGGUUCCUAUCUAGGUCAGAUAUUCAGGAGUUGCAGCUCUCAGUGGGACAGCUAGCAUCAUCCCUUGUGUCCCGAAGCCUCGCUGAUCCGGCUUUUUACACCCCUAGCACCCUGGCACAGCUGGUGCACACUCAGUCUCUCUGCCACAGGUUUGUAAAUCCUUGCCGUGGAGCAGGGUUGAUGCUUUUUUUAUUGGAAAAAUUUUUGAGUUAAAACAUGUUUACUCCCAAGACUGAUAAAUCUAAAGUCCAUUUUUAUGAUGAGUGUCUGUAUUGUGCAGUAAAACUCCUCACUGGAGCUUUAAUUACUGAUAGAAUGACUGUACCUUUGCGAGAUCUCGAUAAUAUGACCCCUUAUCUUCUUCUCCUUUAUCAGUGUGUGUCCUGACCUUGUGCUCCUGGCCUUGGAGAGGAAGGACUACUUUCUGUGUCAGCUCUGCUUGCAGUUUUUCCCUGACAUCCCAGAGGCUGUCACCUGUGCCUGUCUUAAGGCUUUUAUCAGGUAAAAUUAAUCAUUUGCAAUUGCUAAAAAUCAUUUCUUCAGAAGUUUUUUCAAGUUGCCUAAGAAAUAAAAUUCUAAUUAUUAUAAAGGCAACAAGUAAGGUAAACCAGACUCCUUUCUGUAGAUCUAUAAGAGAAAGCUGAGUCCUCUUCUUCUUAUGACAAAGGUCUGCUAUCAAGAAAUAACAGACUGCUCUAUGUAAUAACUGAUCGGAACCAUGUAAUAAACGCAGCUGUGCAAUAAUGCAAUCAAAAUGUGUUAACUGUGAUAAAUUGAUUGAUAACUUAUCAGAUUUUCAUACUAAGGAAAAACAUUUUUCACUGUUUCCUGUUUCUAGUAUGCCAGACGUUGAUGCAGAGAAGGCGAGCCUGGAGCCCGACAGCGUCUCUUUCAUGGAAACCCUUAUGUCUGGGCAGCACGGCCCAACAGGCUUGCAGAAUGGUUUUUGCCCUACCUCGGGUGACGAGGACCACACAGACACCCUCAGCGGAGGGGGCACUGUUGUGAACACCAGGGCAGAGGACGAGGAGAAGACCUCAACCCCACCAGAACUCAUCUGUCCCGUGGGAUUACACAAAGCCAUCCUGUUGUAUCCUACCAGCGCACAACCACUCACUCACAACACACUUAGCUUUCCUGUCAAAUCAAGUAUUUUGUUGUGGUGCUCGACAUAAUGACUGUGAGCUAGAGGGUUUGUUACAUAUUUUACUUUUGUCUCCACUUUUGAUGAUCUUGUGUUGUGGCUAAACAGUGUAAUUACAAACUGUGAAAUGUUUAUAUUCAAAACUGUUUAGAGGUAUGUGAUCUUAACUCAAGUUGCACAGAAAUGAAGUCCUGCAAACGGCGUACAGCGAUACUUUCCUUCUCCCACACUUAAAAGAUCUCUCCUCUCAAGAUGUCGUUGUGAGUAGCCUAAUAACCUACCAGUUUUUCUCUGAAAUAUUCAUGAAAUAAGUGGUGUGUUCCUCAAGUAUUUAACAACCAUAAAAAUAAUAAUGCUUAUAAUAUUUUGAUUUCUCUCUGAUCCACCAGCUUUUCCUCCAAUACCUGCAGUACCUUUACAUGAAGUAUUCCCAGGAUGCUUUUCCACAGAUGCAUGGAUUGAGAUCACCUAGUCUGUCUCAGGUCAGUGUCAAGUUCUUACUAGAUGAUGUCGAGCUGUUUUAGUCUGAUUUACACUUCACUUUAACUUUAAAUACUGCGCUUAUAACAUGAAUGAAAAUAAUGUUUUCCUUGUAUUGAAUUCUAGAUCAUGGAUUGGGUAGGUUUGCUGUUGGACGCACAUUUCACAGUCCUAGUCAUGACCCAAGAGGCUAAAGGGUUACUGUUGAACCUCCACCGCUUUGUUAAGUCUCAGGUAACACACAGGCUCUCUCUUUUUUUUUUCUUUUGUUACUUGUUUUAUGCCAAGAAAUCAGUCCAAGAAAAAGCGUGGAAUAUAAAAAAAUGAGAACAUUUGCAGGAGCCUGUCAUAACCAUUUAAGAGCUUUGCUUUUAUUGUGUCCUCAGGUGAGGCUGGUGUCUGAGCUCGGAAAGAUUGAGAGCAGCCUACAAGAGCUCAAUAAGAGGAGGGGGAAGAAGACGGACAUUGGAAAAUACUCCAUUGAAGUUAUUGAGCUGUUUUAAAAUAUGUGCUUUAUAUUUUUAAUAAAUCAGUGAACAUGUAUCUCUAUCCAACUUUUCACCAAUUAUGGUUUUGAGUUGGGGAUUGUCCAGCAUGGUACAAUAUCAAGUGUGUUUUGGCUGCCUCUCAGAACUUCAGUUUAAGUUUACGUUCACAGUGAAGAAAUUGCAGCUGUGAAUGAGCCAUGCUUUAACGCAGUGAGGACAAUAUAAAUAUUCAGAUGUUAUGGCUUACCUGGACAAAUUGUCCAUCUUUAUCUUCGUUGAUUAUUGAUAAAUACACCUGAGUGUGAGAGUGAACUGCUUUUUUUGGUGUUUUACACAAUUGAACAUUUGUAAAUCUGUAAGCUGUGACUUUGUACUUUUUACACAUAAGCUUUUCAUGUUGAAAACAAAUAUACAACAAUAACAGAGCAGACAUCGGAUUUUUUCUUGUGUGAUGCAUGACAUCCGCAUGCUGUCAACGAAAGAUCACAAUUUGCAUCCCAAUAAUGCCAUUUAUAUAUACCAAUAGAUUGCUAUAACAUUUAAGUUUAAUAAACUUUCAGAGUCUGGUGGACAGAGCAGGGCCAUACUUUUGCCUUAUAAGAAAAAAACAACUGAUGCACCUACAUUUUGACCAAAUUUCAACACAAGUUUGCUAAAGAGGAAAGUGAAAAUGGUAACAGCUAUUACCAGAGUGAAAUGAUUAUGGUGUUACAGCUGUUGUAACAAUAACAUGAAACUAAAAGGUGCAUUUUGUAUAAUCAAGUUUAGUCUUAAAGAUUAAAACAAGGCAUAUUGCAUGGAUGAAAACUAAUUAUGCCAACUGAGUGAAAGGGAGUUUUGUUUGUAAACCCACUGUUAUCGAUAGCCUUUGCAAAUAUUUCAGCGCGAUAUAUCACGACUUAGACAAAAAAAAAAAAAAAA